Monoraphidium neglectum is the source of this 1272-nucleotide messenger RNA. RefSeq lists its product as hypothetical. The transcript has 5 exons. NCBI's taxonomy places the organism in Eukaryota, Viridiplantae, Chlorophyta, Chlorophyceae, Sphaeropleales, Selenastraceae. Gene Ontology annotation, molecular function: actin binding. The record is from RefSeq and is a predicted model, not a curated record. The coding region runs from base 1 to 1272 and encodes 423 amino acids. Gene Ontology annotation, biological process: cytoskeleton organization.
AUGGCUACUAGUGACGUCGUUGCCGAAGCCUUCCAGCACCUCUCUGUAGACACCCCUUCCCCAGCAGCACGCGCCUUUGACAAGGAGAUGCAGGGCGCGGGCAGCCUGGAGGGCGGCUUCCGCCUGAAGGCCUGCGGCGCGAGCGCACCGCUCGACGAGGCGUCCCCCGACGCGGCGGCCGGGCAGGCCGGGCGGUUGGAGCCGGCGGACACGCUGCUGCUGCCCGAGGCGGACCUGGCGCCGGCGCCGGCCACGGCGGACGGCUCGCUGGGGCCCGCGGUCAACGGCGGUCGGUACGACGAAGACUUGGUGGUGGAGCCGCUGCAGUCGCGCCUGCGGGCGCCGGAGGACAAUGGUUUCCCGCUGCACGGCGCCCGCCGCGCGCAGUUCCCCUACAGAUCGCCGGCCGGCGGCAGCGACGGCGGCGACGGAGAUUCAGGGGCCGACGGGCCGCGGCCAGGCCAAGUUGCCGACGCGGAGCAGCAUGAAGCGGGAGAGGAGGCAGCCGAGCAGGAAGCGGCGCAGCGGUGGCAGCAGCAGCACCAGCAGCAGCAGCAUUACCAGCAGCAGCAGCAGCCACAGCAGGGGAAGGCCGUGCUUGGCGCGCUGGCAGUGGAGGACGGACUGAGCGCGGACGAGGAUCAAGCUCGAGGGGGCAGCCAGCAGGUGGAGGCGGCAGAUGACCAGGACGAGGAGGCGGGGCCGACGGCCGCGCCUGCGCCAGCACACGCGGAGGCAGACGCAGCGCCUGCGGCCGAGCCGGACGCGGACGCCGAGGGUGAUGCCGAGCAGGAGGACGAGUCGCAGGCCGCGUCGGCGGCGGCGCCCGAGCGGUCGUCCGUGCGGUCAUCCGCUGUGAAGGUGACCGAGAUGUCCAAGCAGCUGAAGCAGCACUUUGAGAACGGCAUGCCUUUUGGCGGCAAGCCCAAAGAGCCCGAGACCAGCGCCAGCGGCGGCGGCGUCACGUCGCCGCGCUCCGCGGCCGCGCGCGCAUCGGGCGGGGCGUUCCUGACGCAGCACGACCUCGUCAACACGGCGAACGUUGCGCAGGUGCUGCAGGCUGGUGAGUUCAAGCUCAAGCCUGGCGUGGACGUGGUGCCGUACGCAGAGCUCAAGGAGCUGCGGCUUGAGGACGGCCUGGACGUUUCGCGCAAGGAGGAGUACCUGUCAGAGGAGGAGUUUGAGGUGGUGUUUGGGAUGGACAAGGAGGACUUCCAGGCCAUGCCGCCCUGGAAGCGCAUCAACGCGAAGAAGGCCAAGGGUCUCUUCUAA